Ixodes scapularis (black-legged tick) is the source of this 1956-nucleotide messenger RNA. Its product is annotated as solute carrier family 22 member 7-like. Bases 1 to 1956 code for a protein of 651 amino acids. The transcript has a single exon. NCBI's taxonomy places the organism in Eukaryota, Metazoa, Arthropoda, Arachnida, Ixodida, Ixodidae. Gene Ontology annotation, molecular function: transmembrane transporter activity. Gene Ontology annotation, cellular component: membrane. Gene Ontology annotation, biological process: transmembrane transport. The record is from RefSeq and is a predicted model, not a curated record.
AUGCAUUCACAGACGGGCUCGAUCGAGAAAAACCAACAAAAGAGCCGGGAACCUUUGGCGAGCGCUCCAGCCGUUUCGGACACCAGGGAGCUUCAACAAGACGCACGAGGAAUCGACGAUGACAAAGUCCCAGGAGCCAACAAGGACAGGGCGUCAACUGGCAAGCCCGCCGCCAGCUCUUAUGUCUCCGGCCUGAUCAUUGGACGUCCCGACUCCGACAAACGCGAAGCAGCUGAAGAUCGUGGCUCCACGGGCACCGCCAAGAACGCGAAUCCGAUGUCCCACGGACCAGCCAACGACCUGACAAUCGUCUACGGCCACGGUCGCAUCCAACGGAUGGCCCUGUUCGUCGCCACGCUUUCCGCAUUUGUGCUCUUGAGCCACAACCUUCUCCUCAGCGUCGUGGCCCGCCCCGUGAACCACUGGUGCAAGCAGCCUCUGGAGUACGCCAACAUGACAUCGGAAGAAUGGCGCGAGAUUGCGGUACCUCGCGACGCCAGCGGCGACUGGCACACCUGCGUUCGCUACGAACCGCCGCUAUCCAUUGACGCAGUGAACCGGACACAGGUGCCCUGUGAGGAAUGGGAUUACGAUCUGGAGGGCCGUUCCAUCGUCACCUACUGGAACCUCGUCUGCGAGCACCAGUGGCUCGUUGCGGUCGCGUCGGUUGUCUACAUGGGCGGCGCUGCGGCGGCUGUGCCCAUCAUGGGCCAACUGUCGGACAAGAUGGGCCGCAGACCGGUCAUCUACCUGUCCGUCCUGUCCUUGCUCAUAUCCGGGACGGCCAUCUGUUUCGUGAAUUCCUUCACGUACUUCGUGGCACUGCGUUUCUGGGUGUCUGCGUCGGUGAGCACGAUCCAGAUCACUAGCUUCGUGCUCCUUAUCGAGCUGUCGACGCCGUCACGCCAGUGUCUCUACGGCGUGAUCGCCAUCGCCACGGCCACCAUCGCAGCCCAGCUUUAUCUCAAAAUCGUGGGUUACUUCGUCUACGACUGGGUUCUGACGCAACUGGUCGUGAUGCUGCCGGCGUCCCUGCUCCUGUCCACAUUCCUCCUGACAGUCGAGUCGCCGCGUUGGCUCCUGGCCACGUUCGAAUUCAAAGUCGCAGAGCGCCUCAUUAUGUGGAUGGCCAAGAUGAACGGACUCAGCAUCCUCCACGCCCAGCAGCAGUGGCGCCUUUACAAACUCGUAGUCGGGACCCGGGUCAGUGGUUACAGCGUGGCAGAAAUGCUGCGCACGAGCGUUCUCGGAAGCCACAUCGUCAUCGUCUUCUGGUGCUGGUUCGUCGUCAUGCUCGCCUUUUACGGCCCCAGGGGCACCCACCAUCUAAGCAACAUCUGGAUGAUCACAGCCACAUUGGUCUCCCAGGUCAUCGGUGCCAUCUUGGUGUACCUGUCCAUGACCAGGCGUGGCCAGAGGGUCACCUUGUUGGCGCUGCUGCUUGGUUUAUCGGCGCUCGCGGGAAUGAAGGCCGCGACGGCCGAUUUCCAGCACGUGUUGUUUCUGGCGCUCCCAGUGGACACGGGCGCGGAUAUUGUCUUCGAUUUGACCGUCAUAGCUCUCUACGCGUACAGCGUAGAACUCUUUCCCACCGUGGUUCGCAGUAUGGGCUUGUGCGCGGUCUACUUCUUCGGCAGACUCGGCGCUAUCGCUUCUACCCUGCUUCGAGAACUGGGCUUCCUGACGCACGUGGAGCAGUUCUGGGGCCUGCUGAGCUUGUUCGGUGCGCUGACCGCUCUGGCCGUGUACGCUUUGCCCGACACUGCGCGGGCGGGGGACAUACCUCCGGGCGCGAACGUUGCCAAGAAGCAUUCUCAGUUCGCACGACGUCCCUCCUUGGUUCCGGGGACGUCCGCAACUCCCAGCCCCACCCAUCUCAGGCCAACGCCGAACGAUCCUCGAAGGCCGCCAGAAGGUCGCACGAUUAUACGCCCACAAAGAAAUGGCUCGAUGUAG